AUGCAGCAGCGAGGGAAGCAGAGGCAGCAACGAGAGCAGCAGAGGCUGCAUCUUACUUAUGCAUGUAGUAUUGCUUUUGGAAGUAAUUUUAGGGAUGGUUUUAUCAUUGUCCUCACCAAUUCGAUGGAUGCUCAGUUCAUUUACGGAUUCUGCCCGCCUGCUGUUUUAGAGCAUUUGGGAUUGAUUUCCUUGUCUUAUUCCCAUCACAGAAGAAAUUAUACUUUCCCUCGCAUAACACAAUUUACCUUCAUUAAUUCCCAUUCUCUUUCUCUUUGUUUAAUCUUAAAUUUCUACAUUUUCUUUCUUCUUUCACGUGGAUAUCAUCAUAUACGUCCCUGCAAUCAUACAUCUCACUUGUCCGCCAUAUAUCUUACGGAGACUAAAGAGAAUCGUUGUGAAGAAUGCGGAGGGGAAAUCUCUGGUACUGCCUUUACUUGUAAUUUGUGCGAGGUUUGGAAGCACAUUUCAUGUGCGGAUAAACUGAAUCGUGAUCUGCCUCUUGAGAUUAUUCACCCCCUCCACUUGCAACACCGACUUCAACUACAAUGGGAUUAUAAUUUUGAUUUCAUUUGUGAUAAAUGUUUGUAUAUAUCUACUGGUUAUAGAUACAAAUGUUUUUCAUGUGAUUUCAGUCUUGAUCUGACAUGUGCUCCUUCGGUCAGUGGUCAGCUGCCUAAAGAUCAAGAGCCAUUGAGAUUUCAAGAUGGAAAGAAAAAGACAAUCUUCCACUACAGCCACUGUCACGAGCUGAGCUUCUUCAAAUAUAGGAAGGAUAAAGUUGCAUCGGGAAAGCUCCCAUCCUCCUCACCCCCGCCCAUGGAAAACAAAGCUUUGUUUGUGGAGCAGAAUGAAGGGAAGUUUGUUUCGACCUAUCAUCCACUCACCAGAUAUAUUAUGUAAACUAAAGAGUUAAAAGGAGAAAAUUAUUGCAGGGGUUGUCGUUUGGUACUUAAUGGUUCAAGCUUCUUCUGUAAGACAUGUCCUGGUCUUCACCUACAUGAAAAAUGUGCUAAACUGUCAUAUGAGAUACAACACCCUUUUCAUUCUAACCAUCCUCUUAACCUCUAUACUUCAACUCGUUGGCGUGACCAGUUAAUUACAUGUGAUGAGUGUAGAGACAUUUGUCAUGACUUCAUAUACUUUUGCUAGCAGUGUAAUUUCAAGCUUGAUGUGAAAUGUACAGCUCUAACAACUCACAAAAUUGGGGUUUUAGAAGAGAAAAUGAAGGGUAGAGUAACUGAGUUGCACCAUUUCACCCAUCCCUAUAAACUUGUCCUUGCCAAUUGUAAUGAACCUGUAUACGAAACAGCAUGCAAAAUUUGUAAAUUGCAAAAUCUUAGGUCCAGCCUAUUUUUGCCCUCUGAGAUACUGCAGGUAUAUACUUCAUGAAUCUUGCCUUAGGUUGCCACAAAAGAUUCGAGUCCCAUUUCAUUUAAAUCACAUGUUGGGUAGUCGCCUGCUCCCUACACGUCAACAGUGUUAUGCUUGCACUAUGGAAUUACUCUCAGGUGAAUUUGUAUAUAGCUGUGAACAUUGUGACUUAAACCUCCAUGUUAUAUGUGCUAAUUCCUUAAGGCGACCAUUGAAAUGUGAAUUUCACUUGAAUGGUCUUUAUUUAUUUUGGGAGAAAUUGUAACUCAUUCUUUCAUUUUAUAAGGUCUGGAAAUUUCAAUUGUGAAGUACGUGAUGGAAGUUACGUAGGAGAGCCUUUUUAUCAUUGUCUAAAGUGUGAUAUCAAUUUUCAUUUGAAAUGUGUUCCCAUGCCAUAUACUGUGAAAUUCAUAUAUCAUAUUCAUCAUUUCAUCUUCAA
Molecule: messenger RNA, 1810 nt
Organism: Gossypium raimondii (Peruvian cotton)
Lineage: Eukaryota; Viridiplantae; Streptophyta; Magnoliopsida; Malvales; Malvaceae
Exons: 5
Coding region: 1-900 (299 amino acids)
Source: RefSeq, a predicted model, not a curated record